AUGGCCGUUAGCUCGCGGCUACCCGCCCCUCCCGCGCGGGGCCUCCUCCGCCGCUCGCCGCCGCGUAUCCUCCCUUCGAGACGCCUCGCUUGUGGCACCCGCGCUGUCUCCGGGAGCCCUGGGCCAGGCGGAUCGCCCCUCCCCAGGCGGCCGCCGGCGCCGCUGGACGCCGCGGCAGUCGCGCCGCCCUCGCCGGCGUCCUCCGCGGCGUCCUCCGCCGCCUCGGCCAUCGAUUUCCUCACUCUCUGCCAUAGCCUCAAGACCACUAAAAGGAAAGGCUGGAUAAAUCACAGCAUCAAGGGUCCCGAGUCUAUUGCUGAUCACAUGUAUCGUAUGGCCCUGAUGGCUUUGAUUGCUGAUGACCUACCUGCUGUAAAUCGAGAAAGGUGUAUCAAAAUAGCUAUCGUUCACGACAUUGCUGAAGCUAUUGUUGGCGACAUCACUCCAUCUGACGGCAUACCUAAAGCAGAAAAAAGCAGGCGUGAACAAGAAGCUCUAAAUGAAAUGUGUGAAGUUCUUGGUGGUGGAUCAACAGCUGAGGAAAUUAAGGGGCUGUGGGAAGAAUACGAAAACAACUCCUCUGUUGAAGCCAAUCUCGUAAAGGAUUUUGAUAAAGUGGAAAUGAUUCUUCAAGCGUUAGAGUAUGAGAAGGAGCAUGGAAAAGUGCUAGAUGAGUUCUUCCUCUCUACUGCUGGCAAGUUCCAGACAGAGAUUGGCAAGAGCUGGGCUGCUGAAGUGAAUUCAAGGAGAACCAAUGGAUGUGGACAGAACUAG
Messenger RNA from Triticum turgidum subsp. durum (durum wheat), 774 nucleotides. Lineage: Eukaryota; Viridiplantae; Streptophyta; Magnoliopsida; Poales; Poaceae. The record is from the annotation of a GenBank genome assembly.